UUCUUCGUCUUCCUCAUUGCUAUCACUGUUCACUAUCCACUCCCGUGAACUUUCACUUUCCUCCAAAUUCACCAAACCCCAUUCUUUUUUCACACUGUAAUUCAAUUAUCUUGUUCAAAUUGUACAGUUUUUUGACAUUUACAGUCCACAAAUUUGUAUAAAAGGGUACCCACCAUGCACACAAGAAAACCUGCAAAACCCACACUAUUCCGAAAAUUCAAGUUUCUUUUCAUUUCAAUGGCUUCCUUUUUCACACUCACUAUCUUCUCCCUAAUCCUCUUCUUCUCAAUUUCCUCCGCCGCUCGCCACCAUUCCCCCGAUUCCUCCACAUCCCCUUCAAUAUCACUUCAGAUCCGAGGUGCUUGUAAGGCUUCACGGGACCCACCAACAUGUGAAUCUGUAUUGACGGAUUCCGGUAACUUACCGUCUGACCUGACGACGUCGUUGAUCAUCCAAUCAGCUGUUAAAGUAUCGUCGAAGAACAACGAUAAGGCGAAAGAGAUGGUGCAGGCAAUUAUAGAUGCGUCUACAGGGAAUAAUCAGAACCGUACGGACGCCGGGAAGGUGUGUAUGGAGGUGCUCGGGUAUGCGGAAUAUCGGGUCGGGUUAACGGGUCAGGCAGUGAUGAACGGCGGGUACAAGAGCGCUCGUGCAUGGAUGAGCUCCGUCAUGGUGUACCAAUACGACUGCUGGUCCGCUUUGAAGUACGUAAAUGGAACCUCACAGGUAUCCAAAACGAUGUCGUUUAUCAAUUCCUUGAUCGGAUACAGCAGCAACGCAUUGGGGAUGAUGGUGAAUUUCGACCUUUACGGCGCCGAUACCGGGUCAUGGACCGUACCCAAAACAGAACGAGACGGGUUCUGGGAAGAUUCGGGUUCGGCCGGGUCGGGUCAAGUGAAGGGUGGAGUGCCUGCCGGGUUGAAAUCGGAUGCAACGGUGUGUAAAGGAGGAUGUGACUAUAAGACGGUGCAGGAGGCGGUGAAUGCUGCACCGGAAAACGAGCAAACCCGGAAGUUUGUGAUAUGGAUCAAAACCGGGUUGUAUGAGGAGAAAGUUCGGGUCGGGUUGGAGAAGAUGAAUGUGGUAUUUUUGGGUGAUGGUAUGGGUAAAACCGUCAUUACGGGAUCGUUGAGUGUUGGUCUUGUUGGUGUUACUACGUAUGAGACUGCAACUGUUGGAGUUGUUGGUGAUGGAUUCAUGGCCAGUGGUAUCACCUUCCAAAACACAGCCGGUCCGGAUGCUCACCAAGCCGUAGCAUUCCGAUCCGACAGUGAUCUUUCAGUUGUAGAGAACUGUGAAUUCAUUGGCAAUCAAGACACCCUAUACGCCCACGCUUUGCGCCAAUACUACAAGUCCUGUCGUAUCCAAGGCAAUGUAGACUUCAUUUUCGGAAACUCAGCUUCUUUCUUCCAAGAUUGUGACAUCCUAAUAGCACCUCGACAACUCCGUCCUGAAAAGGGAGAGACGAAUGCCGUGACUGCUCAUGGCAGGAUAGACCCUGCACAGUCAACUGGUUUCGUCUUCCAAAAUUGUUUGAUCAAUGGAACUGACAAAUACAUGUCCUUGUACUACAGCAACCCCAAAGUCCACAAAAAUUUUCUGGGAAGACCAUGGAAGGAGUAUUCUCGGACCGUCUUUCUAGAUUGUACUUUAGAGGCUCUUAUUUCCGCUAACGGAUGGUUGCCCUGGAGUGGUGAUUUCGCGUUGAAGACUCUAUACUACGGAGAAUAUAGAAAUACUGGUGCCGGAGCUAAUACAGCAGGACGAGUGUCGUGGAGUAGCCAAAUCCCAGCUGAACAUGUUAACUCAUACUCUAUACAAAAUUUUAUUCAAGGAGAUCAGUGGAUUUCGACUUCCUCUUGAUUAACUUAUAGUAACGUUUAAUGUACAUCUAGUAAGUCAAGCUCAAUAUAUAAUCGGGGAAUCAUAGUAGCUUAGUUGGUUGGUUAUCUGAACUCCCAUUUUGUUGGUGAGGGUUCGAUUCUCCAUGUUGUAAUGUAAUUCCCUCCCCCUAUACCCACCCUGAUUAUUUUAUAAAAAGACUAUAUAUAAAAUUGUUGGAAAACUUUGGAACUUCUUGUAA
Solanum tuberosum (potato) is the source of this 2083-nucleotide messenger RNA. RefSeq names its product probable pectinesterase/pectinesterase inhibitor 51. The transcript is spliced from 2 exons. NCBI's taxonomy places the organism in Eukaryota, Viridiplantae, Streptophyta, Magnoliopsida, Solanales, Solanaceae. Gene Ontology annotation, biological process: cell wall modification. The coding region runs from base 175 to 1863 and encodes 562 amino acids. The record is from RefSeq and is a predicted model, not a curated record. Gene Ontology annotation, molecular function: enzyme inhibitor activity; pectinesterase activity.